Messenger RNA from Cololabis saira (Pacific saury), 2360 nucleotides. RefSeq names its product solute carrier family 26 member 3 (gene slc26a3.1). The coding region runs from base 99 to 2273 and encodes 724 amino acids. The transcript is spliced from 19 exons. The record is from RefSeq and is a predicted model, not a curated record. Gene Ontology annotation, molecular function: bicarbonate transmembrane transporter activity; secondary active sulfate transmembrane transporter activity; oxalate transmembrane transporter activity. Gene Ontology annotation, cellular component: membrane. NCBI's taxonomy places the organism in Eukaryota, Metazoa, Chordata, Actinopteri, Beloniformes, Belonidae. Gene Ontology annotation, biological process: transmembrane transport.
CAGAUCUAAGAUUAGAUAGUCUGGGUAAAGGUUCUUGUGAGAAUCUUUCUCCAGUAUAUUUUGCAUUAAAAGUUAGACUCUUAAAUACUUGAGGUGUGAUGAUGACUUUGAGGAAACACUAUGUGGUGUCCAGACCUGUGUACUCGGAGGACAGCUUUGCUGAAGAUCAUGAGAAAAUCCAAAGAAAGCACAAAACCAUCCUAGACCAUGGUAAAGAAUAUCUUACUUGUGAUGCAAAACGUGUCAGGAAUGCUGUGCUUUCUCGUCUACCUAUCGUUGGGUGGAUGAGGAGUUACAGAGUUAGAGAAUGGCUGCUGGGCGAUGUGGUGUCUGGGAUUAGCACUGGACUGGUGGCCAUCAUGCAAGGACUUGCCUUCUCUAUAAUGGCUUCACUGCCUCCAAGCUACGGACUUUACACAGCUUUCUUCCCCAUGCUAACAUACUUCUUCUUGGGCACUUCAAGGCAUAUAUCUGUUGGCGCUUUCCCUGUCCUGAGCCUGAUGGUGGGAGCCGUGGUAACCCGCCUGGUCCCUGAGGAUGGACCAUCAGCAAACAUCACAGACUUUGAAGGUCUGACCCCGCAGCAGCAGAGAGUCCUGGUGGCCUCCUCUGUCACAUUCCUCAUGGGAAUUUUCCAGGUUGCCAUGGGUAUCCUGCAGGUGGGCUUUAUUGCUGUAUACCUGUCAGAUACUCUGGUUUCGGGCUUUACCACAGCAGCUGCUGUUCACAUCUUGGUGUCCCAGCUCAAGUUUGUGUUAGGUUUAAAUGUUCCAGGAAUCAGUGGUCCACUCUCUAUUAUAUACACCUUGGAAAACAUCUUUGUUCAGAUCACCUCUACCAACAUAUGUGACCUGGUUAUGUCAAUAGUGAUUAUGGUGCUGGUGUUCAUUGUAAAGGAGUUAAACGACAGAAAUAAAGCUAAGCUACCUGUUCCUAUACCCAUAGAGGUUAUCGUGACCAUCAUAGCUUGUGGGGUGUCCUAUGGCUUCAACUUUGAGGAGCGAUUUAAUAUUGAUGUUGUUGGAAAAAUGGUUAGAGGAUAUGAGUCUCCCAUACUACCGAGCAUGGAAAUUUUCAAGGAAAGUGCUGUAGAGGCCUUCCCAAUAGCCAUAGUGGGCUUUUCUGUAGCCUUCUCUGUGGCCAAAGUCUACUCUAUCAAACAUGAUUACACCAUUGAUGGAAACCAAGAGCUUGUUGCUUUUGGUGUUAGUAAUAUAUUUGGAGCAAGCUUCAGAUCAUUUGCAGCUAGCACAGCACUCUCCAGGACUGCAGUGCAGGAGAGUUCAGGGGGCAAAACACAGGUGGCAGGGCUGAUCUCAGCCAUGAUAGUGAUGAUUGUCACACUGUCGCUUGGCUUCCUUCUGGAGCCACUUCCAACGUCUGUUUUGGGGGCCUUGGUGAUCAUCAACCUGAAAGGAAUGCUGAUGCAGUUCAGGGAAAUCCCAUACCUUUGGAGACGGGACAAACCUGAUUGUGUGGUGUGGAUGGGAACGUGUCUGGCUGCUGUCUUACUGGGACUAGAUCUGGGUCUGGCCGUGGGCUUGGGGAUGGAACUGCUCACUGUCGUCUUCAGGACUCAGUUCCCUCGUUGUUCCAUCUUGGCUAACAUCCCUGGGACUGACCUGUACAGAGAUCGCAAAGAUUAUGUUCCUAUAAAUGAACCAAAGGGCGUCAAAAUCUUCCGAAUACCGUCCCCUAUCUUCUUUGCCAACACGGAGUUCUUCAGAGACAAGCUUGUGGAGUCUGUUGGAUUUAACCCUCUGAGGAUUUUGCGUAAGAGGAACAAGGCCCUUGGGAAGAUCAAAAAGCUUUUGCAGAAAAGAGAUCAUGACAUUGAAGAGGAGGGAUUUAGGGAUUUCAUCUGCCGAGCUGAUCAUUCUCAUUUUAAAAAAGAGGAGCUGGACCUUCCAACAGAUUCCAAGGACCUUUCAUUUCAGAUCAAUUGGAAUGCUGUCCUACCGUCCAAGAUCAAUGUCCCCAGAGUAGACCUUCACAGUCUGAUCCUGGAUUUCUCUGCUGUCUCCUUCCUGGAUAUUUCUGCUGUGAAGGGGCUGAAAGCGACAAUCAAAGAGUUUUUUCAUGUUGAUGUGGAUGUUUAUAUAGUUUCCUGUGAUGCCUCUAUCCUGGAGAAACUGCACAGUUGCACGUUCUUUGACGCUGAGAUUCAAACCGGCAUCUUCUUCCCAACUCUACAUGAUGCCAUGCUUUAUCUACUUGAAAAAAAUAAGGAUGACAAAACUAAAGGCUGGGUGUUGAAAGACACCAGAUUGUAGAACAACUGAAUCCAGAAACAACUAUUCAUGAAGAACCUUUUUUCUUCAAUUAAAAAUUACAAUAAAAUGGUACUUUAAUCAUUUGAA